Messenger RNA from Malania oleifera, 908 nucleotides. RefSeq names its product DCC family protein At1g52590, chloroplastic. NCBI's taxonomy places the organism in Eukaryota, Viridiplantae, Streptophyta, Magnoliopsida, Santalales, Ximeniaceae. Gene Ontology annotation, molecular function: protein-disulfide reductase activity. The record is from RefSeq and is a predicted model, not a curated record. The transcript is spliced from 5 exons. The coding region runs from base 100 to 618 and encodes 172 amino acids.
GCGAGGAGAUUUUGGUAACUUCAUCAUCCUUACCUUUCCCCUAUGUUAUUACUCACCAAGGAAACCAAUUUGUAACAUUCAGUGGACACAGGCUCUAACAUGGCGCUUCCCAUCGCCGGUGGCGGCGCACGGUUAAGAGUGGGACGGUCUGCGCACGUUAGACAAACAAUUACAGCUUUUGCUGCCGUAUCCCCACCCCGAGGCGAUGCAGCAGGGUGGAAAGAGGCGACUGAGAAUUUCUUCGAGCAAGACUCAAGGCCCAUCAUGUUAUUUGAUGGUGUAUGCAACUUAUGCAAUGGUGGUGUGAGGCUUGUGCGCGAAAAUGAUCGACGUAGGGGAAUUAGGUUUGCAGCUCUGCAGAGCGAAUCAGGGAAGAAGCUGCUCAGGAGAUCAGGAAGAGCACCUGAUGACAUUUCCAGCGUAGUACUCGUCGAAAAGGAUCGAUCAUAUGUGAAGUCAGAGGCAGUGCUGAAGAUAAUGGAAUACAUAGACUUACCUUUCCCUCAGCUAGCAUUGCUCCUACAAUUUGUUCCUCUGUUUAUUAGGGAUUUUGUGUACGACAAUGUUGCAGACAACCGUUAUAAGAUUUUUGGUCGCUCAGAUUCAUGUGAGAUAUAGAGCGAUAUGUAUGAAAAAUGUGUGAUACUUUUGAAUGCUUGCCGUUUAAUGGGCUGUGGACCAAUGUUAGAGUAUUAACACGAUGCUAUGAAGUAUGAAGGGUUCAGCAUAAAAGGUUUAUUGAGUUGUCUGUUUUCCUUAAAUUGUCUGUGUUUUAAGUGUUUGAUCAUUUUCCUUAGACAAAAACAGUGUUCCAAUACAAGAAUAAGAUGUCACAAAAUGCAGUCUUUCUGAAAUUUGUAUUUUGGGAUACAUUCAUAUUUGUCAAUAAAAUCACAAGGUUUUCCUCA